AUGGCUGCGAGAAGGAUCACAACAAACAGUACCUCUCCACCGCCACCUUUCAUGAGUUCUCGCUCUGUCAAGUCAGAAGAUGUUGCGCCCCAUACCGAGGCUAUGAGACUUAGCAAGGAAGACAAGCAGAGAUACAUCAUUAACGAAGUCAAAAAGCUUCUCGAGGGAUGCGACCAUUUCAUUGGUCUCGUCCCAGGCGAGCACGGCAUGCCUGAGAUUAUUGCUUCUGACAACUUGAAGCAGCACAGAUUCGCGAUUCUGGGGGACGCAUACGAGAAGUUUGCCCGGUAUAUGAGCAGCCGUGAGCUUGCCUCAGUGACUCGACUCGCGGACCCCUGGUCUUCCCGGGCGAUAAAGGGCAAGGGAAAGCCCAUACACACUCCAGAACAAGUUCUGCCUGCCCCGGCUUCGAUCUCUUAUCCAUUCCAGCGUCCCAGCAAGCGUCAUCGAUCUGCGACGCUGAGCGGAAAAGGUUCGGGCACGAACUCGCAGAACAUCCUGGGAGAACGAAGUAUGAAGACCCUCAACGAAGCACCAGCUAUCCAGCUCAGAGUGGACGACCGUGAGAGACUGGAGCGGUGGUUCAGAGAGGCCUUCGUGGCCAUGCAGCAGGUGGCAUGCCGCACGAUUGCCAAGAUCUGGAUCAAGAGAAUCCAUCCCAAGAAGCAAUCAACGCAUCCAUACAAUGGUGGAAUGCCGCGUGGUGAACCUCUAGAUCCGAAUCGAACUCGCCCACCGUACUGGCCUGCACAUGUCAUCCAUCGUGAGCCAGACCACAUAGGUCGUGAUGACCGAACAAGCCUUUUGGUCCACCUUAUUAUGAACACCCCAUUGGAAGUUAUCACGAAUCCGCCAGAAACACAUAGCAGACAGAUGGUGACAGCAUCGGCACUUUUAGAGUGUCUCGAGGUCAAGAGGUCUGACCCCACUAUCCAAGAGGAUCGAUGGGAAAUUAUCGAACAGGUUUGCCGGGCCAGAGACAUGAUGGAACAAUAUGAGGCUGGUGAGAUAGGUUGGUUCCACGUCAAUCCCAAAAGUCACUUUUACCUUGAACUGACGGUAUCCAAAGAUGGCGAUGCACUCGUCUUUCUGAGUGAUUAUAGCAAUGGCAUCCGGCUGUCGUCGAAUGACUCUGACACUGAGGUGCCGCCUGUGCAGGAAGGACGACAGGAGUCGGAAGACGACGAGGUCAGUGGAGAUGGUGAAUUCACGCCGGGGUCGUCAACAGCGAAUGAUUCACCCAUCCAUCGCUCAUAUGCCGAAGGGCGGGCUCAGACGGAAAGACUGCGGAGUUCGGUCGCCAUCGAGAGCUCGACUGAUGCUACGGGUCGUCGAAGCAAUGGCCGCCGGUCCAGAGCUUCGGUAGGCACAUCAGGAGCGAGGGGGGGCUCGUUGAUAGGGUCACGACAUGUGCAAGACCUCCCUUAUCGGAUGUCGGGCUCCGUGAGGAAGGCUGAAGCCGGCGCUGCCUCGGCGCAAUAUAUGACGGGUGGUCGACGGAGGAGCGUCAAUUAUCAAGCUCCCAACUCGGAUCUGUCUGUUAUGAUGACUUCCAGGUUUCCUUCUCAGCAGGAACUGUCUUUGACAACUCUGGGGCGCAGCGAGUACGACGCCCACAACACCGACUCCGGGUCCAGAGAUAUGAUGCAGCACAUGCUCUCGUACAGCAAUGGAGCUUGUCUCCCUCCACCGCAUUCUGUGGGCUGGGGGAUUAUGGGGCCCGAAGCGCCUGAUCAUGUCUUUGGUAUGCAGCCGCAUAUGACAACACAGUCGCCCGAGUCGGCCAUGGCGUACUUCGGCCAUGCAGCCGCUCCUCCUCAUCAGCCUCAGCCUCAGCACCAAGAGAUGAUGGACAGAGUCGAAAAUGGCUUGGCCUUGAUGGAUGCGAUGCAGUAUCAUGAUCUCAAUAUUGGUGGCCACCAGCAUGUGCUGCCUCUACGGGUCAUGGAUGCUUCGCACCAUGGGACGAUGUCUCAGCCGGAUAACAAUAUGGAUCUCAGUCAGGGACCCUUUUAUCCGAUGUGA
Exophiala viscosa is the source of this 2025-nucleotide messenger RNA. RefSeq lists its product as uncharacterized. The record is from RefSeq and is a predicted model, not a curated record. The coding region runs from base 1 to 2025 and encodes 674 amino acids. Lineage: Eukaryota; Fungi; Ascomycota; Eurotiomycetes; Chaetothyriales; Herpotrichiellaceae. The transcript is spliced from 6 exons.